CCUAACCUAUCGUGGCCUUAUGUGAUUCUCAUGCUGGGCUCCGAACAGUUUAAUUCCAAGCCAAAGCGUGGAAUUGAGUUUCUCCAACAUUACGGCAUUUUACGCACUCCAUUGGAUCCCACUGAAUUGGCUCACUUUUUGCGAGAGAACCCGCGACUAGACAAACGCAUGAUUGGAGAGUAUCUGAGUGACCGGAAAAACGGUGAAGUUCUCGCUGCCUAUGUAAGACAAUUUAAUUUCAAAGGUGUUCAAAUAGAUGAAGCGUUACGGGUCUAUUUGGAGGCAUUCCGAUUACCUGGAGAGGCCCCCCUAAUCCAACGAGUUAUGGAGCAUUUUGCUGAACAUUGGUACUGCGCAAAUGAUAAACCGUUUGCUGAUGUCGACUCCGCCUUCACAUUGGCUUAUGCUAUCCUCAUGCUCAAUACGGACCAGCAUAAUCCGAACUCGAAGAAACAAAAUGCGCCUAUGACAGCGUCUGAUUUCAAAAAGAAUUUAAGUGGUAUGAACGGUACUGGGGAUUUCGAUCCCAAACUUUUGGAUGCAAUUUACAUGAGUAUUAACAAAAAUGAAAUAGUGAUGCCUAGUGAACAAACGGGACUCGUCCGUGAAAACUACUUGUGGAAGUGUUUAUUGCGGCGUGCCUUGACUUCCCAGGCGGAUUUCAUUCACGUCCAGACUGGUACUCUGGAUCCGGACCUGUUCGACAUUAUCUGGGGCCCGACCGUUUCCGCCCUGUCGUUCAUAUUUGACAAGACGUCAGACCCGGCCGUACAAAGUAAAGCAGUGGACGGUUUCAUUCGUUCAGCCGCGAUUGCUGCACAUCACGGUAUGAGCGACGUGUUGGACAAUCUGGUUAUUUCUCUGUGCAAAUUCACCACACUGUUGACAAUCGGAGACGUAAGUUAUUCUCUUGACGUUGCUUUUCUUAUGUGCUCACAAGUGUCACUGGGUCGUAAUAACAAAGCCUUACUUGCGCUUCGCCUCGUGUUUGCGCUUACGGCGAAUCACGCGGACAUUUUGCGAUACGGUUGGCAUUCCCUGCUGGAUUGCUUGCUUCAGCUGUUCCGUGCCAGUCUGUUGCCGGAUGAACUGGUCGAGGCGGAAGAUUUUGUCAGUCCAUCGCAUCGUGUACGGCUGACCACUCGCGGUUGUUUCAGUGCCAGUUACUGGACCUCUAUUGGUUCGAUAAUGGCUGCUGGGGGUCAGUUGGACGACAGUGCUGCAACGCGACUGGCAGUGGAUACAGUCGCUCAGUGCGAGAUUGCCCAGCUGAUCAAGGAUACUAAGUUUCUGGUAGAUGCGUCGCUGGUGGAGCUGAUUAAAGUGAGUAUUGCACCCUCUCAUCCAACCGUGACCAAUGCUGCUCCCGCGUUCUCAUUACCCACCCCCACGGCAUCCUACUAUCCCACAUUCUUUGCCAGCGGUGGUGGGGUCAUGCUUACUGAAGAUUGUCGAAUUUUCUGUUUGGAGUUGCUUGUGCGGGUGCUGUUGCACAAUCGAGACCGAAUGACCACUAUCUGGCCGAAUGUGCAAUACUAUCUGGCUGAUCUGUUGCUCACUGCACCGGAACCCGGCCCAUUGGUUGAACGCGUGGUUGUCGGUUUUCUCCGACUGGCCACAUGUCUUCUACGUCGACAUGAGAUGACCAGUCAGGUUAGUCCAAUUCCGCAUGUUUGUUCAUCACUUGACAUUUAUAGGAUAAACGCACAUAUUUCACGUAUUCAUGGGAUUACUCAUCAAUCACGAUAUUUGCACUAUAAAUUAACUGCCUUGCAUCCGAAUAUCAAUGAGUUAGUAGAUUGGGAAAUAACCCAUUACCUUACCUGGUCUGUUGUAGUACCAAGGCCUACUGACCGCGUCUCUAAGCGCUCCGUCCAACCCCAUCAACUGGUCUCGUCAGACGUGCUUGCUCUGCCCAUUUGGAUUGGUCUACGGGAUGCGGUCACUUUGGAACGUGCGGCAGACUGUUUGGCCUUCCUAGUGCGUGACCCUGCUCAUAUAACACCGGACAAUUUCCAGGUACGUUCACAAGUGGGGAAUCGGUGUACUUCUGUGCCAUGCAGUUCUGUUUCCAAGGAACUGGGGGAGGAUUCGAAUGUACUUAUGCAACGAUCUUCUGCCCAUACACUACUCGACCUUAUUCAUCUGCUGUUGACCCGCGCAACAUCAAUCUACACGGAAUGGAAGUACACGGGCUGUUCAACUGGUCCGCUCUGUGGGACUGAUUCAGGGACUGUAGAUGCGAACUAUUUGUGGCCGAACUGUUGGCGUCCUCUGUUGCAAGCGAUCGCUCGACUGUGCUGCGAUUGUCGACGUGAGGUGCGCACGGACGCUCUGGCCUAUUUGCAUCGGGUGCUUCUCAUCGCCAUGGAAGAAGCGGCUGCCGUGGCUAACAGCGCUAAGUCACCGAAAGCAAAUCGCUCUGGUCGAGCUUCAUCCGUCCAGUAUCACGCUGUGGAAUACGCGGAUCCGCGAAUGCGUGCUAUACCUCUACUAACCAAAGUAUUUCUACAACAUUUGCGCCCACUUCACGAGUCUGAAAACUUCCACGUCCUUUGGACACGGAUGCUGGCUUACAUGGAACAGUACAUGCAAGCGAGCAGCUCGGAUUCUUUGGUAAGUUCAACAGAUUAUUCGUUUUCGAUCCUAGCUAUGUAUCAAUAG
Messenger RNA from Echinostoma caproni, 2664 nucleotides. The record is from the annotation of a GenBank genome assembly. NCBI's taxonomy places the organism in Eukaryota, Metazoa, Platyhelminthes, Trematoda, Plagiorchiida, Echinostomatidae.